AUGAGCAUGUCCAGCACAUUAACGCCAUUCCUCUACCAGACGAGGACCAUCCUGAAGCCGUCUGUUGCUCUCCGUUCUGUUUCGACCACGGCAGGCCAGCUCCAUCGACGACCCCGCGGACAGGACAUCCCCUUCGAGUGGGAGGGUGCAAUCCAACAAGAACGCGCCGACAUUCCGAGCGGUAGAGAUGGCGGCGGUAGCGGCCCUCGAUCUACAAUCACUCCUUCCGAAAGACAUGUCUUCCGCAGGAUAUUCAACGACAUCGCGAAACGCGGCCCGGCGCCCCUCAAACCUCCGCCGAGCGCCGCCGCCACCGGUCUCUCCGAAGCCCCUAAACCCUCGAACCGCGAUACGAUACUGGCAAAAUAUCCCGAGUCUCUGCGCCGGGCCGCCGAGGCCGCCCUUGGUAUGCGCGCGAUGACCGGGGACGUCUUCGAAGAUCAACCAGAGAAACCGGUCUCUCGCGAAACUCUGAAGCGGGGGGAGAAAGUCCACCAGGACCCCGAGGUGCAGGACAAGCGCGAUGAAGUGCGUCUGGCGGAAAGCAUAAAGCUGCGGCAGCUUCUGGACUCCUGCAAUAACGACAUCGAGGUAUGGGGCGUGCUCGAGCAGGAGGUCUUCUCCAUGGUCAAGAAGCUGGGAAUCGCAAAGUCGGAGGAGACAAAGAAGAAGCCGGUCCUCGACAUGGACACCUACGGCCCCGUCUACUCCCUGCAUCUCCUCGAGAGUCUGAAGGCCCUCGACCGGAGCUUCGUCCAGCCCUCUCCCAUGGCCCUGAACGUGCUUCCCCGCGUGCGGGAGCUAGGUCUCGCCUCCUACGUCCUGGGCGUCUCGACACCAUUCUACAACGAGCUGGCCUCUAUUUUCUGGUAUCGCCAUGGGGACACACAGGCGGUUCUUGGCGUGCUGGAUGAGAUGCAGAACGCUGGCCUUUUCUUCGACAGGGACACCCUGAAGCUUGUCGAGACCAUGGAGCUGACCCUAGACUCCUUCCGGGACCGUCAGCUCGGUGUCUUCUCCAAGGCUGUCGGCACCAUUCCGGGCUACAACCUGGACAUCAAGACCAAAGUCGGGAAUUUUGUGCGUCGUAUUCGCCAUUCUCUUAGGAAGGAACAGAGCGUGCAAACCGCAUAG
Molecule: messenger RNA, 1134 nt
Organism: Colletotrichum karsti
Lineage: Eukaryota; Fungi; Ascomycota; Sordariomycetes; Glomerellales; Glomerellaceae
Exons: 1
Coding region: 1-1134 (377 amino acids)
Cellular component (GO): mitochondrion
Source: RefSeq, a predicted model, not a curated record